AUGGCGAAAGAUCUCGUAAUAUUGGCUUAUUCUGGCGGUUUGGAUACCAGCUGCAUUCUAAAAUGGUUAAUCCAGAAAAAUUACGAUGUGGUAUGUUAUAUGGCCGAUGUCGGUCAAAAUGAAGAUUUCAAAAAAGCCAGGGAAAAGGCUUUGGGUAUAGGAGCUAAAGACGUGAUCGUUGAAGAUCUUCGUAAAGAAUUCAUAUCCAACUACAUGUUGCCGGCUGUGCAGAUGGGUCUGGUUUACGAAAAUCGUUAUUAUUUGGGAACCUCUCUAGCGCGACCCUGCAUCUCCGUUGGCUUAGUCAACGCUGCUAAAAAACUAGGAGCCAAGUACAUUUCUCAUGGUGCUACUGGCAAAGGCAAUGAUCAAGUCCGAUUUGAAUUGAGUGUUUAUUCAUUAUGGCCUGAAGGAAAGGUAAUAGCUCCUUGGAGGCUUCCAGAAUUCUUCGAAAGAUUUCAAGGGCGAAUUGACCUUAUUGAAUUCGCAAAACAGGAAAACAUUCCUGUAUCAGCAACUCCUAAAGAACCCUGGUCAACUGAUGAAAACAUUAUGCAUAUUAGUUAUGAAUCUGGCGUCCUAGAAGAUCCUGGUGCAAUACCGCCCAGUGGUAUUUUCAAAAUUACGCGCGACUUGAAGCAGGCUGAAGACUAUCCAAGUGUGAUUGAUAUCAAUUUUGAAAAAGGACUUCCAGUAUCCGUUCGCAUCCCCAGUGGCCAUGAAAAGUCUCUUGUGUUGACUGAUCCCCUAGCCAUAGUACAAACCCUGAACAAGUUGGGUGGUCAACAUGGAGUGGGUCGCAUUGACAUCGUUGAAAACCGAUUCCUUGGUUUGAAGUCCCGAGGAUUAUACGAAACGCCGGCAGGAACAAUCCUCCAUGUGGCCCAUGUCGAUCUGGAGGCCUAUGCUCUCGAUAGAGAAGUGCUGAGAGUAAAAAAAUACUUGCAAGACAAAAUGGCUGAUUUUGUUUACAAUGGAUUUUGGUUUUCUCCUGAAGCCACUUACACGCGAAAAUGUUUGGAAUUGUCACAAGAAACUGUGAACGGAAUGGUCACCGUUCAAAUUUAUAGGGGAAAUGUGACUAUAUUAGCAAGAAAAAGCUCAGCAAGUUUAUACAAUAAGGAUCUCGUAUCAAUGGAUAUUGCUGGAGGAUUCUCACCUGAAGAUAGCACUGGAUUUAUCAAUAUUAACGCUCUUCGUCUAAAAGAAUAUGCCAGAUUUUCUAAACAAUCAAAAUAA
This is a messenger RNA of Spodoptera littoralis (African cotton leafworm), 1239 nucleotides long. NCBI's taxonomy places the organism in Eukaryota, Metazoa, Arthropoda, Insecta, Lepidoptera, Noctuidae. The record is from the annotation of a GenBank genome assembly.